CGUAGAGCAUAGUGGGUAUUCAUCAUGGCGCCGAAGAUUUUGUUUUGACAGGAGCUGCCGCAAAAAAGUGCGGAAAUAUCCUAAAAUCGACGAGUUAUCAUGGGGAAGAGGGACAAGUCAGGUAAAGAGUCAGGGAAAAGGUCCAAGAAGCGGAAGCACCAGUCAGAUUCGGAGGACGACUAUGAAGACUCGCGGGACUCGGAGCUGAGCGGAGGGGGGGCAGAGGUCGCUGCCAUAGCAACCAGACAGACAGACGAGAGUACAGGAGACACAGAUGAGUACGGGGCCAAGGACUACAGGAAGAUCGUGGAGCUAAAGUCUGACCACGCCUCCAGACCUCUCUGGGUGGCUCCAAAUGGGCACAUCUUUUUGGAGGCAUUUUCUCCUGUAUACAAACACGCACAUGACUUCCUCAUAGCCAUCUCAGAACCUGUGUGCAGGCCAGAACACAUCCAUGAGUACAAACUGACAGCCUACUCCCUGUAUGCAGCCGUCUCUGUGGGUCUUCAGACUGAUGACAUCAUUGAGUACCUGAAACGUCUGAGUAAAACAACAGUUCCUUCUGGCAUUGAGGAGUUCAUCAAGCUCUGUACAGUCAGCUAUGGGAAGGUGAAGCUGGUGUUGAAGCACAACAGAUACUUUGUGGAGAGUUCCUUUCCUGAUGUUCUGCAGACGUUACUGAAGGACAGUACCAUCCAGGAGUGCAGACUGAGACAUUCCAUAGAGGAGGGUGUGGAAGGGGUUGAGGAGGAUCUCAUUGUGGGACAGCUGUCAGGAAAGUCUGCUUUUCAGGUGAAGAAGCCCCCACAGGCAGGCCAGAAUGGGGCCAACGAUGCCUCUGCUUCAGGAUCUGCAGAGGAUGGUGAGAAGGAGAAGUCAGCAGUACCCGAGGACAUCUUUGACUACUACGAGAAGAUUGACAGGGAAGACGAAGAGGCAGAGGAACAACAGAUCCUCUCUUUCGAGGUUAAUCCUGAUAGGCUGGAGCACUUGCAGAAAAGAUGUAUAGAGAUGGAGUACCCACUGUUAGCUGAGUAUGACUUUAGGAACGACACACGGAACCCAGACAUCCCCAUAGACCUGAAGCCUAACACCAUACUCAGACCUUAUCAGGAAAAGAGCCUGCGUAAAAUGUUUGGAAAUGGCAGAGCGAGAUCAGGGGUUAUUGUGCUACCAUGUGGUGCUGGGAAGACCCUUGUUGGCGUGACAGCAGCUUGCACGGUGAGGAAGCGGUGCAUUGUGCUGUGCACGUCGGCUGUGUCUGUGGAACAGUGGAAGUCUCAGUUUAAACUGUGGGCCAACAUUGAUGACAGCACCAUCUGUAGAUUCACCGCUGAUGCCAAGGACAAACCCAUAGGUUGUAAUGUUGCGAUCAGUACCUACUCCAUGAUCGCUCACACAACAAAGCGUUCGUACGAGUCAGAAAAAGUCAUGGAGUGGUUACAGGGACAGGAAUGGGGCCUCAUGCUACUGGAUGAGGUACACACCAUCCCAGCAAAACAGUUCCGUCGUGUACUGAUGGUUAUCCAGGCCCAUUGCAAGCUGGGAUUGACGGCCACCUUGGUUCGAGAGGACGACAAGAUCGCCGACCUGAACUUCCUGAUUGGUCCCAAGCUUUACGAGGCCAACUGGAUGGAACUGCAGAAUAACAACUUCAUCGCACGUGUGCAGUGUGCUGAGGUGUGGUGCCCUAUGACCCCGGAGUUCUAUCGUGAAUACCUCGCCAUCCAGACCAAGAAGCGCACCCUGCUCUACACCAUGAACCCAAACAAGUUCCGAGCCUGCCAGUUCUUGGUGCGCUUUCACGAGAGACGUAAUGACAAGGUGAUUGUUUUCUCGGACAAUGUCUUUGCUCUGAAGGAGUAUGCCAAGCGGAUGGGGAAACCGUUCAUCUACGGUCCUACCUCCCAGGGAGAGAGGAUGCACGUUCUGCAGAACUUCCAACACAACCCAAAAGUCAACACUAUCUUCAUCUCAAAGGUUGGUGAUACAUCCUUUGAUUUGCCGGAGGCAAAUGUGCUAAUUCAGGUGUCCUCCCACGGGGGGUCACGCCGACAGGAGGCACAGCGACUGGGGAGAAUCCUCAGGGCCAAGAAAGGGUCAGUAGCAGAAGAGUACAAUGCCUUUUUCUACACCCUGGUGUCCCAGGACACUAUGGAGAUGACCUACUCACAGAAGAGACAGAGUUUCCUCAUCAACCAAGGUUACAGCUUCAAGGUCAUCACUAAACUGGCUGGCAUGGACGAGGAGGACCUAGCCUUCAGUAAUAAGAAGGAACAGCGGGAGUUGUUACAGCGAGUCUUGGCAGCUUCAGAUGCUGAUGCUGAGGAGGAGGUGGUACCGGGAGAGUCCAAGGGGUCGGGCCAGGUGACGCGGAAGGUAGGCAGCAUGGCAUCCAUGUCAGGAGCAGAUGACACUAUCUAUAUGGAGUACAAAACUGGGCCCAGGAAGACACACACACAUCCACUGUUCAAGAAGUUCCGCACUUGACAGCCAUAUUCUAUUGUUGCAGAGUACUUCGCACUGGGAUUAAAGCACACUGGUGUAAAGUCCUAGUCUUUUUUGUUUAUUUAUGUUACGUUUUUGGAGAAGCUUUACCAUGCUGCACAUCGUAUUCACAUUGAUUGUCUGGAAAUACAACUACCCCCAAAUAACCUUAGCUGGGGCAAAGAAAAUUUCUGCUUUUACAAAAAGGAAAUGGCCUGAGCUCUUAUUUCUUGAUUGCUUGUUUCCUGCAUUGUCCAAGUUAUUCUUGGUGAGUUAAAUCUCCUUUAAAUACUGAGAUAACAUUUAAAAUUAACCAUUUAGCACUCUUAACCUUCUCAUUCAGUGUAAUCAUACCUCAGAUAGGAUGUAACGUUACCAAUUCAAAAUUUACAGAUUAAAAACAAUGCAGUAGUUUACCAGAAGGGAGUACAAUACC
Messenger RNA from Branchiostoma belcheri (Belcher's lancelet), 2923 nucleotides. Its product is annotated as TFIIH basal transcription factor complex helicase XPB subunit-like. Bases 100 to 2490 code for a protein of 796 amino acids. Gene Ontology annotation, biological process: nucleotide-excision repair; transcription initiation at RNA polymerase II promoter. Gene Ontology annotation, molecular function: ATP binding; hydrolase activity; 3'-5' DNA helicase activity. NCBI's taxonomy places the organism in Eukaryota, Metazoa, Chordata, Leptocardii, Amphioxiformes, Branchiostomatidae. The transcript has 17 exons. Gene Ontology annotation, cellular component: transcription preinitiation complex; nucleotide-excision repair factor 3 complex; transcription factor TFIIH holo complex. The record is from RefSeq and is a predicted model, not a curated record.